Suncus etruscus (white-toothed pygmy shrew) is the source of this 1598-nucleotide messenger RNA. RefSeq names its product WASP actin nucleation promoting factor (gene WAS). Gene Ontology annotation, cellular component: actin filament; cytoplasm. The record is from RefSeq and is a predicted model, not a curated record. Gene Ontology annotation, biological process: actin filament polymerization. The coding region runs from base 16 to 1527 and encodes 503 amino acids. Lineage: Eukaryota; Metazoa; Chordata; Mammalia; Eulipotyphla; Soricidae. The transcript is spliced from 12 exons. Gene Ontology annotation, molecular function: microtubule binding; actin binding.
AGGGCAGAAAGCGACAUGAGUGGGGUCCCUGUGGGAAGCCGGCUAGGUGGCCAUGGAGGACCUGGAGCUCAGCAAAACAUUCCUUCGAACCUCCUCCAAGACCACGAGAACAAGCAAAUCUUCGAGAUGCUUGGACGGAAAUGCUGGACAUUGGCCACGGCUGUUGUUCAGUUGUACCUAGCGUUGCCUCCUGGAGCUGACCACUGGACAAAGGAAUAUUGUGGGGCUGUGUGCUUUGUGAAGGAUAACCCCCAGAAAUCCUACUUCAUUCGUCUUUAUGGACUUCAGGCUGGCCGACUGCUCUGGCAACAGGAGCUGUAUUCCCAACUGAUCUACUCCACUCCGACCCCCUUCUUCCAUACCUUCGCUGGAGAUGGCUGCCAAGCAGGGCUGAAUUUUGCAGAUGAGGGAGAGGCUCAGGCCUUUCAGGCUCUGGUGCAAGAGAAGAUCCAAAAAAGAAAUCAAAGGCAAAGUGGAGACAGACGCCAGCUCCUCCCGCCACCAGCACCAUCCUCUGAAGAGAGAAGAGGAGGGCUACCACCCCUGCCCCCGCACACAGGUAGAGAACAAGGGGGCUCACCAGCUGGACCACUGUCACUGGGGCUAGUGACAGUGGAUAUCCAAAACCCAGACAUCACAAGUUCACGGUACCGAGGGCUUCCAGCACCUGGGCCUGGACCCACUGAUAAGAAACGCUCGGGGAAGAAGAAGAUCAAGAAGGCUGAUAUUGGUGCACCAUGUGGAUUUAAACAUGUCAGCCAUGUAGGGUGGGACCCCCAGAAUGGAUUUGACGUGAACAAUCUGGACCCGGACCUUCAAAGCCUCUUCUCCAGGGCAGGAAUAAGUGAGGCCCAGCUCACUGAUGCAGAGACCUCCAAGUUGAUCUAUGAUUUCAUCGAGGAUCAGGGUGGGCUGGAGGCAGUGCGGCAGGAGAUGAGGCGUCAGGAGCCACUUCCACCGCCCCCACCACCAGCCAGAGGAGGAAACCAACCCCCACGGCCCCCAACUGUGGGAAUUAACAAGGGUCGUUCUGGUCCACUGCCUUCUGUUCCUUCGGGUGGAGCACCUCCCCCACCAACCCCUCGAAUACCCCCACCCCUGGGCCGAGGAGGCCUUCAACCUCCACCUCCUCCAUCCACUGGACGUUCUGUACCCCCUCCCCCUCCACUAUCUGUAUCUGGGGGGUCACUGAUGCCAACACCACCACCUCCACCACCUCCUCCACCACCUUGCCCUGGGAGUGGGCCUAUCCCUCCACCACCUCUACCCACUCUGGGGUCUGUAGGGAGCAUGGCACCUAGUGGGGGCCGAGGAGCCUUGUUGGAUCAAAUACGGCAAGGAAUUCAGCUGAACAAGACCCCUGGAGCCCCAGAGAACUCAGCACUGGCUCCCCCACCUCAGAGCUCUGAGGGGCUCGUGGGGGCACUGAUGCAUGUGAUGCAGAAGAGAAGCAAAGCCAUCCAUUCUUCUGAUGAAGGGGAGGACCAAGCUGGUGAAGAAGAUGAUGAUGAUGAAUGGGAUGACUGAGUCACCCCCACAGCUUUUGUUCUGUAGCCUGCUAGCUGCCACCAUUUUUGCUUUAAGGCCCCUUAGUCCUG